AAAGGGUGGAUUGUUUUAAAAGGCAACAGAAAGGACAGAAGGAUGAAAAUGCUCGCAGCACCCGUCCCACCGAUCGCCUUUCUUGAAAGCUAGAAAAGCAAUUUGGAUAAGGGAUGCGAUGGGAACUACAAAGAGCAAUGAAACUGCUAUUAAAAAGUCUCGCAAUACUUCACUUCCAGUCUGUAAUUUGAUUUUUUCCCCUUAAGCAAGUAAUUUCCCCCCUUUGUUGCAAGGAACUAGCACUUCAAAGAGACCACCCUAAUCGCCUUUUCUAAGCCGUAGCCAGAGCUUGACCUCCGCCCCAGACAGCAGCCAACUAACUACGCCGACAAUGAAGGGGUGGACUGAGCCGCGCGGAGGACACGAGCCACACACAUCCCCGAUGUCCUCGCCUUCACCGCAACCCGGCGUGUAACGAUUUGUAAUUCUCUUUGUUCCUCUCUCGGAUCGAUGUCCUCCUUCUUCACGCCACCUCGCCGGGCUGCUUCCUUCGCGGGCAUUUGCAGGAGCGGGAAGGAGAAGCAGCCGCCUGGAAAAUAACAACCUGCAGCCGCAGCAGCAGCCGCCGCUCCUCUCCCAGCUUGGCGAGGCAUGGCCCACCCGCUGCAGGAGCAGGAGAGAGAAGCCCUGCUGUGCCCUCUGCCUCGCCAGUGCCUCUUCCCCACCCAGUCCGCGGCCAUCUGCAGCCCCUCAGCAGCAGCGCGGCGGUAUGGGCAGCGGCGCGACUCCCUCCUGACAGGGGCCACCCCGCCGCAAGGGCUGCUCCUCGGGAAAGACGCGCUGCAUUAACUUACCAGGCGCGAACACGCUGCAUCCUCCCCCCAGCCUGGAACUUGUUGCUGGUGGUGCUUGGCGGCGGAGGGGGAGCCCCGGUAGCUCUGGCUCCUUGUCUCGGGGCUGCCUUUCUCAGUGGCUCCCGUCUCUCCGCCUUUCCCGACAGGCUCCAUGCAAGCGAGCGCUCUGGCCAGACUUUGCCAGUGACCAAGCCUAUAUUGGCUCUAAAGUGAUCCCUCAGCAGCAGCUGCAGUAGCAGGUUGGACCAUGGCAGCAGGAGUAGCAGCUUGGUUGCCAUUUGCACGGGCAGCAGCCAUAGGAUGGAUGCCAGUGGCCACAAAUCCCAUGCCAGCUGCUCCCCGGCAGGAGAGAAAGCGAAGCCAGGACUCUCUGAUUGUGCUGAACGUGAGUGGUACCCAGUUCCAGACAUGGCAGGACACCCUGGAGCGCUACCCUGAUACACUGCUGGGCAGCUCGGAGCGGGACUUCUUUUACCACCCAGAGACACAGCAGUACUUUUUUGACCGGGAUCCUGACAUCUUUCGUCACAUCCUCAACUUCUAUCGUACAGGGAAGCUGCACUACCCUCGACAAGAAUGUAUAUCAGCUUAUGAUGAGGAGCUGGCCUUCUUUGGCAUCAUCCCUGAGAUCAUAGGUGACUGCUGCUAUGAGGAGUACAAGGAUCGCCGGCGUGAGAAUGCUGAGCGCCUGCAGGAUGACGCAGAUCAGGAUCAUGCAGCUGAGUGUUCCCUGCCUUCAAUGACAACUCGGGAGAGAAUGUGGCGGGCCUUUGAAAAUCCACACACAAGUACACUGGCCCUGGUCUUCUACUAUGUCACUGGCUUCUUCAUUGCUAUCUCUGUCAUUGCCAAUGUGGUGGAAACAGUGCCCUGUGGGGUAAACCCUGGUCGCAUCAAAGAGCUGCCCUGUGGGGAGCGCUACGCUGUGGCUUUCUUCUGCCUGGAUACUGCCUGUGUCAUGAUCUUCACUGUUGAGUAUCUGCUGCGUCUGGUGGCAGCCCCCAACCGCUACAAGUUUGUGCGCAGUGUCAUGAGCGUUAUUGAUGUAGUGGCCAUCAUGCCCUAUUACAUUGGUCUGGUGAUGACAGAUAAUGAGGAUGUCAGUGGGGCCUUUGUGACACUGCGUGUCUUCCGUGUCUUCCGGAUCUUUAAGUUUUCCCGCCACUCACAGGGGCUGCGCAUCCUGGGUUACACACUAAAAAGCUGUGCCUCAGAGUUGGGCUUUCUCCUCUUCUCACUGACCAUGGCCAUCAUCAUCUUUGCCACGGUCAUGUUCUAUGCAGAGAAAGGUUCAUCAUCCAGCAAGUUCACCAGUAUCCCUGCAGCCUUCUGGUACACCAUUGUCACUAUGACAACGCUGGGGUAUGGUGACAUGGUGCCGAAGACAAUAGCUGGGAAGAUUUUUGGUUCAAUUUGUUCCCUGAGUGGGGUCUUAGUCAUUGCUCUGCCAGUUCCUGUAAUUGUCUCCAACUUCAGUCGUAUCUACCACCAGAAUCAACGAGCAGACAAGCGCAGGGCACAAAAGAAAGCCAGACUUGCUAGAAUUCGAGCAGCAAAAAGUGGGACUGCUAAUGCUUACAUGCAGAGCAAACGAAAUGGCUUACUGAGUAACCAGCUUCACCAGUCCAACAAGGAAGAAGAACAGAACUUUCUUAGCAAAUCUGGCUCUUCCUUUGAAACACAGCACCACCACCUGCUUCACUGUCUGGAAAAAACCACGGGUUUAUCUUAUGUUGUGGAUGAUCCCAUCUUAUCAAUAAGCUGUUCAACACCAUUUAAGAAUCACGAGUUUGUGGAUGAACAUGUCUAUGAAGACAGCUGCAUGGAGGUAUCCACAGUCAAUCGAUCCUCAAGCGACAGCCCCUCUCUCGUUUCCCAACAAGGCGUUACCAGCACUUGUUGCUCACGACGACAUAAAAAAACUUUCCGCAUUCCAAACACCAAUAUAACUGGCAGCCGCUCAGGCAGCAUACAAGAACUUAGUACCAUUCAGAUCAGAUGUGUGGAGAGAACAUCUCUAUCUCACAGCCGAUCCAGUUUAAAUGCCAAAACGGAAGAGUGUGUUAAACUAAACUGUGAGCAGCCAUACAUCACAACAGCAAUAAUCAGCAUCCCAACACCCCCAGUGACCACACCCGAAGAGGAUAAUAGGCCAGAAUCUCCCCCAUAUUCAGGAGGAAAUAUUGUCAGAGUAUCUGCUUUAUAAAACAAUUAGAAUAAAGACCACUUGCCAGCUGAGCUCUAGCAAUCAGAAGAGUUCUGGAGAAGGAGAGAGCUGGAAAAGACAAUACCCCCUUGGUCAGUGUUACCGCAGCCACAGAUUGAAGGGGUCAGAAGAAUUAAAACAUUUUGGGUUUCAGUAAAGCAGGCAACCAAACAGAGUUUCUACACAGCGUCUGAACGGUUAUACAGCGCAAUCUUCUGUGAUCAUUUUGACUUACUAUAUGAGCACAAUGAAAUGUCCCCCAUUGAUGCUUCUUAUUACCAUGGGAACUUUUUAAAAAAAAAAUAAACAAAACAAACAAAAAAUACCCCACAUUUGAACAUUAUGUUCCGACUGAAUGCAAAACAACAAUGAAAAACAUUUUGAUAACUUCAUUUUUUCCUGUUGAUAAACCGUGAACUUGUUGACAAACUCCCUAUUGUUAAAAAAAAAAAGAAAGGG
Messenger RNA from Chelonoidis abingdonii (Abingdon island giant tortoise), 3459 nucleotides. It is a transcript of the gene KCND2, whose product is annotated as potassium voltage-gated channel subfamily D member 2. The record is from RefSeq and is a predicted model, not a curated record. Gene Ontology annotation, biological process: potassium ion transmembrane transport; protein homooligomerization; action potential. Lineage: Eukaryota; Metazoa; Chordata; Testudines; Testudinidae. Gene Ontology annotation, molecular function: protein binding; A-type (transient outward) potassium channel activity; voltage-gated monoatomic ion channel activity involved in regulation of postsynaptic membrane potential. Gene Ontology annotation, cellular component: voltage-gated potassium channel complex; neuronal cell body; postsynaptic membrane.